Molecule: messenger RNA, 1273 nt
Organism: Melanotaenia boesemani (Boeseman's rainbowfish)
Lineage: Eukaryota; Metazoa; Chordata; Actinopteri; Atheriniformes; Melanotaeniidae
Product: transmembrane protein 272-like
Exons: 4
Coding region: 384-893 (169 amino acids)
Source: RefSeq, a predicted model, not a curated record
UUUCUGAACCCGGAAGUUGAGAAAAACCUAAGUUACAUUCAGCCUCAUGAGCAGUGAUCUGCCUCUAACCUUUAGAUGUGGUUCAGAAAUAUGUGACAGUCAUUCUACUUCCCCUUCAGGGAAAUGACACUGAAGAGGGGCUCUGAAAGGUACAGUAUGACAUGACUAUGCCAGAUAAUGUUUCCUUAAAAUAUGCAGCCUUCUGUAUUUACUGAACCAAAAUAACACAAGUAAAGCAAAUCUUUGUUAUUUUGUUGGAUCUUGGAUUAUUGGAGAAACACUAUGAAAUGUAAGCCUUAUUUACAGGAACAUGGUGCUGCAGAAUGAACAGCCCUGCUUAUGCAUUGUCUCUGACAGUUUUCUGCUAGCAGAAUAUCAUCACUAUGACAGAGAGAGGAGCCAAUGCAUGCGUUUCUUUGGACACAAUGUCCGACAACGACAGACAUCAGACCAUAACCAAACCUCCAGCUGCUGUACUAGUAUGUCUCUCGAUGAUCAUGUGCAUCACAGCUAUUGCUCAGCUAGUGAAAGCAGUAAUGUGCCAGUAUGAGUGUCCAGGUCAGCCCUCUAUGACCAUCUAUCUGCUAGUGAUGGGAGUCAUCUCCCUGCUGCUGGUGGUGCUCUCCGUCCUGCCCUGUAUUUUCAGCAUCUACAACCACACCACAGCAUGGAGCUGCCUCAUGUUGCUCUUCUUCUUCACCUGGUUCCUUGCUGGUAAUAUGUGGAUCUACUCCCUGUAUGAGCCCAACUAUAAUGAUACACAAAGCCACAUGGAUGCCUACUGCAACAAAAAGCUCCACCUGUUUGCUUUCUGGACCACCAACCUGAACUACAUGUUGCUUGGUUUCUUAAGUUUGUGCAGCUGCUGCUCAUGUCUUUUGUGCAGCAAAUGAAUAAAAGACAACAACCCAAGAAAUACUGAAGAUGGUCGAUUUACUCACAGUAAACACAAGAAAACUUACCUAGUGACAAUCAAAGAUGGCCUGAAGGAAAAUAUCCUGUUUGAUUUUGUUGGAUUGUUUAUCACACAAAUAUGUUUUACAUGAAAAUAAAUAAACCAGGCUUGAUGCGAACAUGUAUUUAUGAUUAAAACAGGAACUGCCUCUAGUUAAGAAGAACUGUCAGUUAGUGCUGUGGGCUUGCAAAUAACCAAAUCAGUUUGACCACAAAACAUGCAAGACCUCACGUAAAAAAACCAGAGCUGCACUGAUGCGAAUGAACACACUUCUGUUGAUGUUGUUUCUUUACCACAGUCAAAAAAUAAAAGUGUCUG